AUGGCGAGUCACGACGUACCACGAAGUGCCAUCCAUCGCGAGCGUACAGCCGACGCACUCCAAAAAGAACUCAAAGAGAUCCAACAGUACCAGCACCUCGUGGAGGAGGUGAACCAAAAGAUCGAAGCGAGUGAGUUCACGCCCGAACUACUCCAGAAAACAGCCGAAUUACUCAAAAAGAACCCGGAAUAUUACACUGUGUGGAAUCAUCGACGCCGCAUCUACGUGCAAGAAUUCCAAGAAUUGAGUCAAGCCGUCGUGUCAGGGGAGAAGAGCAAUGAAGACUGCAACAGUGAGAUUUUGGAUAUCAUUCAGCUGGAUCUGCAAUUCCUGUUCCCGCUCCUGGUCAAAUACCCCAAAUGUUAUUGGAUCUGGAACCAUAGGCUGUGGCUUCUAGAGCGGUCGACUGGUCUCCUACCUGCUGCAACAUCUCGCAAACUAUGGGAGGAGGAGCUCGGGUUGGUUGGGAAGAUGUUGAGCAGAGACAAUCGAAAUUUUCAUGGUUGGGCAUAUCGUCGAACAGUGAUCCAGAGCCUUGAAAGUCCAGCCUUGCAAGGGGAAAGUAUGGUCCGGGCUGAGCUUGACUACACAAAGAAGAUGAUUGGGACGAACCUCUCGAAUUUUUCGGCAUGGCACAACCGAAUCAAGCUCAUCUUGAGAGUUCUGGAUGAGGAAAAGGCAAGCGAUGAUGAAAGACAAAAGAUGCUCGAUGAAGCAGAGCUCGAGUUGAUUCACAAAGCAUUAUUUGACCCGUACGAUCAAUCGCUAUGGUUCUAUCAUCAGAACUUGAUGUGCACGUUUGACCCUGAACAGUCGAUGAAAAGCAUGGCACCUAACCUGACAGAUGGAGAGCGGUUGGAGUAUAUCGCGGCGGAACGAGCAUACAUAGAGGAGGUGCUGGAAGACGCACAGGACUGUAAAUGGGCGUACCUGGCGUUGAUUGAGAGCACUGUGAUCGAAUCCAAAGUGAAAGGCGGGCUGGCACAGGGCGAACAAAGCAACAUGUCAGAGUGGCUUGUCGAAUUGCAAAAGCUGGAUCCGCUCCGGAAAGGGCGCUGGCUGGAUUUGGAGCAGAGGCUGAAGAAAACCGCCGAAUGA
Messenger RNA from Exophiala aquamarina CBS 119918, 1098 nucleotides. Its product is annotated as geranylgeranyl transferase type-2 subunit beta. Gene Ontology annotation, cellular component: cytoplasm; Rab-protein geranylgeranyltransferase complex. The record is from RefSeq and is a predicted model, not a curated record. Gene Ontology annotation, molecular function: Rab geranylgeranyltransferase activity. Lineage: Eukaryota; Fungi; Ascomycota; Eurotiomycetes; Chaetothyriales; Herpotrichiellaceae. Gene Ontology annotation, biological process: protein geranylgeranylation. The transcript has 4 exons. Bases 1 to 1098 code for a protein of 365 amino acids.